Gigantopelta aegis is the source of this 1398-nucleotide messenger RNA. RefSeq names its product prostaglandin E synthase 2-like. The coding region runs from base 4 to 1185 and encodes 393 amino acids. Gene Ontology annotation, molecular function: prostaglandin-E synthase activity. NCBI's taxonomy places the organism in Eukaryota, Metazoa, Mollusca, Gastropoda, Neomphalida, Peltospiridae. The transcript has 6 exons. The record is from RefSeq and is a predicted model, not a curated record. Gene Ontology annotation, cellular component: mitochondrion.
AACAUGGCGGCGCCCAUGAAUUGGUGUUCUCGUGUAGGACUUUGGAAACAAAUUUGUGUGGAUCGUUCAUUUGCUUCACGUAUGCUUCCUACUUUUAACAAACAAACACGAACAUUUCCUUUCAGGUAUUUGUCAAAUAGCGCAAAGCAAAAUCCGUUGAAGACAAAAUGGAGGCGAGUGGUGUGGGCUACGGGAGCGGCCGUGACCGGAACGGUAGUGGCGGCCUUCCUUUCAUUUGACAGGUGGAGAGUGUACGCGGACAACGUCACGAGACCAUCAGUCAAAGUUACUAGGCGAAUUCAGAUUGACACCGACUCCUCUGGUCUUAAACUGACACUGUUCCAGUAUCAGACCUGUCCGUUCUGCUGUAAAACACGCGCCUUUCUCGACUACUACGGUUUCUCCUACGAUGUUGUUGAGGUGAACUCCGUCUUCAGGACAGAGCUGAAAUGGACCAAGUACCGAAAGGUUCCCGUCCUGGUGUGCGAUGGAGUCGGAGAGGAUGGAUUCUUGCAAAUCAAUGAUUCCUCGGUCAUUAUUAGUUUUCUGGAGUCACAUCUCAUUGAUCCACAUUUACCUCUCGAUGUGCUCUUGUCGUACUAUCCGUGUCUAGAAACAAAAGAAGGACGAAAAACGGUGUACGAGUUCCUCAACAAGUACUUUGUCAUGUUUCCAGAAAAAGAGGCGACCAAAACAACCUCAGCAGAAAGAAGCAAGGAGAGAAAAUGGCGCCAGUGGACGGACGAUGUGUUGGUUCAUGUGCUGUCCCCGAACAUCUACCGGUCACCGUCAGAGGCUUUACAGUCGUUUAAUUACUUCUCCGAGGUCGGCGACUGGGACAACGUCUUCUCCACCGCGGAGCGCAUGACGGUCAUCUACGUCGGGUCAGCGGCCAUGUUGAUCAUCGGCUGGAUGCUCAAAAAAAAAUACCAUUUGAAAGAUGAUGUCCGUCAGUCGCUGUACGACGCUGGCAAUGAAUGGACUGCAGCAGUCGGACAGGACAAGUUUCUAGGUGGAGACAAGCCCAAUCUUGCUGAUCUGUCUGUGUAUGGAACUCUACAUGCUAUUGAAGGGUGUGAGGCGUUCGAGGACUUGCUGAAUAACACACAGAUUGGAAGAUGGUAUUUUCGAACCAAGGAGGCAGUCACAUCGCACGCUGGAGCCAAUAUGAAAAUAACAGAUUGACAAAAGCACAAAAUUAUUCCACCGGUUUUUGGCAGUUCAUGGACUAUGCUUACUUUAGAGGGUUGUUAACCUAAUCACAAAACUAUUUGCAAAGCCUUGUUUGUUUGUCUAAAAGAUACGAUUGGUGAAUACUUGUUUAGUUUUUUUAUCAAGAUGAGCAAGUGACUGGGCUUUGUUCACUUCAUCAUUAUAUUAAACAAUUUACAUAAUGCA